ACACUGGGGCAGACAUUUUUGUAUAUUUAUCUUUGAUUGCAUCUCUGUUUUUGUUUUUUUUCCCUUCCUUUAGGAUAGAUUCCCAGAAGUGGGAUAACUGGAUCAGAGGGUGGUUACCCUGUGUAUAACAGUGUGUGUCUCACAGCACCUUCAAUGGCAUUGAGUAGAUUGUCAGUAUUUAAACAGACCACACCAUGCGUGAGUACAAGCUAGUGGUCCUUGGUUCAGGAGGCGUGGGCAAGUCUGCUUUGACUGUUCAAUUUGUUCAGGGAAUUUUUGUUGAAAAAUAUGAUCCAACGAUAGAAGAUUCCUACAGAAAGCAAGUUGAAGUAGAUUGCCAACAGUGUAUGCUUGAAAUCCUGGAUACAGCAGGGACAGAACAAUUUACAGCGAUGAGAGAUUUAUAUAUGAAGAAUGGCCAAGGGUUUGCACUAGUAUAUUCUAUUACAGCUCAGUCUACAUUUAAUGACUUACAGGACCUGAGGGAACAGAUUUUACGGGUUAAGGACACAGAAGAUGUUCCAAUGAUUUUGGUGGGCAAUAAAUGUGACCUGGAAGAUGAGCGAGUAGUUGGCAAAGAACAGGGUCAGAAUUUAGCAAGACAGUGGUGUAACUGUGCCUUUUUAGAAUCUUCUGCAAAGUCGAAGAUCAAUGUUAAUGAGAUAUUUUAUGAUCUGGUCAGACAGAUAAAUAGAAAAACACCAGUGGAAAAGAAGAAGCCUAAAAAGAAAUCAUGUCUGCUGCUCUAAACCCACAGUAAAGCAGCAGCUCUGAGCCAGAUUACAGGAAUGAAGAACUGUUGCCUAAUUGGAAAGUGCCAGCAUUCCAGACUUCAAAAAAUAAAUCUGAAGAGGCUUCUCCUGUUUAUAUAUUAUGUGAAGAAUUUAGAUAUUAUAUUGGUUUGCACAAGUUCCCUGGAGAAAAAUUUGCUCUGUGUAUAUCUCUUGGAAAAUAAGACAAUAGUAUUUCUCCUUUGCAAUAGCAGUUAUAACAGAUGUGAAAAUAAAUAUACUUGACUCUAAUAUGAUUAUACAAAAGAGCAUGGAUGCAUUUCAAAUGUUAGAUAUUGCUACUAUAAUCAAAAGAUUUCAUAUUGACCUUUUUAUCAUGAUUCUUCCCUGUCAAGCACUAAAAAGUUGAACAAUUAUACUUUAUAUCUGUAAUGAUAUAGAUUAUGAAAUUUCCCCUCAACUCAUUACAGCAGAUAACUUUUCUGAGUCAUUGACUUCAUUUUAUAUUUAAAAAAUUAUGAAAUAUCAUUCUGUCAUUAUAUUCUAAUUAAAAUUGUGCAUAAUGCUUUGAAAAAAUGGGUCUUUUAUAGGAAAAAAAAACUGGGAUAACUGAUUUCUAUGGCUUUCAAAGCUAAAAUAUAUAAUAUACUAAACCAACUCUAAUAUUGCUUCUUGUGUUUUACUGUCAGAUUAAAUUACAGCUUUUAUGGAUGAUUAAAUUUUAGUACAUUUUCAUUUGGUUUGUGUGUUUUUGUUAUUGUUUAUAGAUUGAAGACCUUUAUUUUAUAAUGACCAGAUUGUUUUAAAUGACACAGGUAUCCUCUAUCUGCCUGGUACCUGCAGAAUAUUCAGCUUUAAAUCCUACAAAGUAACCUGUGAUUUCUCUAGAAACAGACCUCAGGCUUUUUGUUCUGGAUAUAUUUAUUCCUACUAUACAGUAAAAUACAUCGGACUACAUAGAAUAGUUUUGUAUCUUCUCUCUUAGUCUUAAACAUUGUAUCUUAUUGAAUGAAAAUAUCCCACUGUGUAUUAUUUUUAUAUGUAAAAAGAUAAUACUGUAUCAGGGUUUAAUUUUUACUAUUUCAAAUCUGCCACAGCUUGUCAUUUCAUCAAGGGAAUCCUGUUGCCAUUGUUAAUUUGUUGGACCUGAGCCCACCAAUGAAAUGUUAUGUGGAAAUUUUCAAACUUGCUUUAUAAUAGAAUGAAGGAUGUAAGAGGUGAAAGUUAAAAAACAUAAAAGGAAUGUGUCCAUUG
Molecule: messenger RNA, 1985 nt
Organism: Choloepus didactylus (southern two-toed sloth)
Lineage: Eukaryota; Metazoa; Chordata; Mammalia; Pilosa; Megalonychidae
Gene: RAP1A
Product: RAP1A, member of RAS oncogene family
Exons: 8
Coding region: 195-749 (184 amino acids)
Biological process (GO): negative regulation of synaptic vesicle exocytosis; cellular response to cAMP; Rap protein signal transduction
Cellular component (GO): plasma membrane
Molecular function (GO): GTPase activity; GDP binding; GTP binding
Source: RefSeq, a predicted model, not a curated record